GGAAGGCGGGGGAGGGGAGGGGAUAGAGAAACGAGAUCGAUCGAUAUGACGACAGAUCGCGUGUAUCGAUUAAAUAUCCGUAGAUCGCAUGCUAUCUCAAAGGAUUAUCGAUGCAAUGCGUUGUUGCUGACGUUCGCGAGAGAAGCCAUUCGCGUUUCUAAAAAGAAACCCCAAAAUGAAAAACGACGUUGUCUGUCGAUGGAAUCAGAGUUGCGGGGGUGGUAGGUAGCUGACGCGGUACGUAUUUCUUCGCGACGAUUAGUAGGAAUGUAUUUUUAGAAGGGUAAGUCAGUCGGUAUACGCGUCACGUGACAUUUUAGGGAAACGUCAGGCGCCCGCCCCUUCUCUCCAUUUCGAAAGAUCGAGACGCGGACUAUUUAAGCUCCCAGCGCGCUUUUGCCGAUGCGAAUUAGAAAGUGAAAUCACAAUUUACUCGGACCCAUUGGGAUCUUUCGACCGUCCAUAUCGUUUCUCUCUACUCAUCUUUCCAAGUGUUUAGAAUUCACCGUUCUGUCCAGAAAAGAAAGAACAGAAAAGCACGAAAUGUCCAUUGUACCGCUCGUCUUCCGCGACUGGUGGGAGGAUAUGGAUCGUCCUGUGUCACGAAUCUGGGAUCAAUACUUCGGUAGGGGACUAAAUCGAGACGAUUUGAUCUCUGAAUUUUCCAACCUCGGCAUCAACCGACCAUUUCCAACUCCGUUUCGUUCACUUUUGGGGAACAACAGCACGUACUACCGACCAUGGAGAACGGUGACACGACAAAACUCUGGUGGUUCGAGUACAAUCAAAAUGGAGAAAGAUAACUUUCAGGUAAUACUGGACGUUCAGCAAUUCUCACCGGACGAGAUCACAGUGAAGACGGUCGAGAAGAACGUUGUGGUCGAAGCCAAACACGAGGAGAGACAAGACGAACAUGGAUUUAUCAGUAGACACUUUGUGCGGAGAUACGUUCUGCCCACGGAUUACGAUGCGAUCAACGUUACCUCGACGCUUUCCUCCGACGGUGUUUUAACAAUUACGGCACCGAGAAAGAAGCCCGAACCCCCUGGAACCGAAAGGAUUAUAAACAUCGUUAAGACCGGCGUGCCCGCGGAAAAAUCGCUAGAAACGAAGAUCGAGACUAAAGUAGAAAAUGAAACCAAUAAAGAAACAAAGGAACAAUGAUUUAACAAAAGAAAAAUGAUAUAAUAAACUCUCUAUGAUCUUUCUAUAGAUAAUAUUUUUAUAUAUGUAUAUACCUAUAUAAAUAUUCAAAUGUAUACGAUAUAAUAAAAAUAUUUAAAUUCGUA
Vespa velutina is the source of this 1289-nucleotide messenger RNA. Its product is annotated as protein lethal(2)essential for life-like. The transcript is spliced from 4 exons. The record is from RefSeq and is a predicted model, not a curated record. NCBI's taxonomy places the organism in Eukaryota, Metazoa, Arthropoda, Insecta, Hymenoptera, Vespidae. Gene Ontology annotation, biological process: response to heat; protein refolding. Bases 544 to 1164 code for a protein of 206 amino acids. Gene Ontology annotation, molecular function: protein folding chaperone.